Messenger RNA from Aspergillus luchuensis, 1479 nucleotides. RefSeq names its product MFS transporter. Gene Ontology annotation, biological process: transmembrane transport. NCBI's taxonomy places the organism in Eukaryota, Fungi, Ascomycota, Eurotiomycetes, Eurotiales, Aspergillaceae. The coding region runs from base 1 to 1479 and encodes 492 amino acids. The record is from RefSeq and is a predicted model, not a curated record. The transcript is spliced from 5 exons. Gene Ontology annotation, molecular function: transmembrane transporter activity.
AUGUCUCUCGACCACCAAGAGCGUACCAAAAGCGAAGCGGUUUUGGCUCAUCCCCUACUCUACGAGGCAACAACCUCUGAUGUUCUGGUCGACUUCAAUGGCCAAGAUGAUCCCUACCGUUCCAUUAAUUGGCCUUUUCGGAAGAAGGCCAUCACGACCAUUCUAUAUGGAUUGACUACAUGCUGGAUCACCUUUGCGUCGGCGAUCUAUUCGGCGGGGAUGCUGCCGAUCGCGCACGAGUUUGGCGUUUCGAAAGAAGUAUCCACAUUGGGAAUCAGCUUGCUGGUCUUUGGUCUCGGGCUAGGACCGUUACUGUGGGCGCCUUUGAGCGAGAUUUAUGGUCGUAAAACGGUCACCAUCUUGCCUUAUUUCAUAGCCGGGAUAUUCUCUUUUGGGACGGCAACGGCAAAGGAUAUCCAGACAUUGAUGAUCACCCGAUUCUUCUCUGGAUUCUUCGGCAGCUCUAGCGUGGCGAUAACUGGCGGUGCAAUGGCGGAUAUCUGGAGGCCAGAACAUCGCGGUGUGGCCAUCGUCGUUUAUUCGGUCACUCUCGUUGGCGGACCUUGUCUUGGUCCCAUCAUUGGCGGGGCCUUUGUGUCUAAUAGUAGCCUAGGUUGGCGCUGGACGGAAUACCUGACGGGGAUUUUGAUGGUAGUGCAAUCGGUGCUGGAUUUCUUGAUUCUUGAUGAGAGCUAUGCACCGGCAUUGUUGGUCCGAAAAGCACGCCGGCUGCGGCUGGAAGGCAAGAACUGGGCUCUGCACGCGAAGCACGAAGAAUGGGACGUAUCGAUAUCCGAAAUGUCGCAGAAAUAUUUGAUCCGUCCUUUCCAGAUACUGAACACCCCAAUUGGACUGUUCAUGUCGAUCUAUGGGUCUUUCGUUUACGCGAUUUUAUAUGUAAACCUUGAAAGCUUCCCCAUUGAAUUCCAGGAGAAGCGCGGCUGGGGCCAUGUUACCGGAGGCCUUCCCUUCGUCGCCCUCCUCGUCGGGAUCUUCGCCGCGGCUCUAGCCAACGUUUAUAACAACCGAUAUUACUUUAGAAAGCUUCGCGAGAAUGACGGCAAACCCGUGCCCGAAGCACGAUUGCCUCCGAUGAUGGUUGGAGGGGUUGCCUUCACCGGAGACUUAUUUAUUUUUGCCUGGACCUCAUCGCCUCAUAUCAACUAUUGGCCAUCACUCGUUGGCAUCGCAUUAACGGGCUUCGGCUUUACCACCAUCUUUCAGAGUUCAAUCAAUUAUUUGGUUGACACAUUCUUGCGCGUCAGCGCGAGCGCAGUUGCGGCCACCACUCUUCUUCGAUCCAUCCUAGCAGGUGUAUUCCCUCUAUUUGUGCAGCCGAUGUUCCAGGGCAUCGGAGUGAGUUGGGGCAUCACGGUAUUUGGAUGCGUUGCGGCGGUCUUGAUCCCCGUUCCAUUUCUCUUCUUUGCAUUUGGCAAAAGAAUUCGUGCAAAGAGUCGAUGGAGCAAUCAUGGUGCAUGA